CCUAUUGACAUCUAUAUAUUCGAAGCCCUUUUUGCCAAUCUAUCUCAUUCAUUCAUAAAACAAAAGCGAAAAAUCGAUUGCAAAAGAUGUCUCUAAUAACAGAGGAGAUGAGAGCAAGUGCCACUGAAUUCUACACUGGAAAUGAUAUCUGUCAAGAAAAAUCAAAGUUCUUGUUAACAGAAAUGAACCUCCCAAAUGGGCUUCUCCCUUUGCAAGACAUGUUAGAAUGUGGCUAUGUUAAAGACACUGGCUUUGUUUGGCUCAAAUCAAAGAAAAAAACAGAGCACAAAUUUGAAAAAAUUGGAAGAUCAGUCCAAUAUGCAACUGAAGUGACAGCUUAUGUUGAGCCCAAUAAGAUCAAGAAACUUACUGGGGUUAAAGCUAAAGAGCUUCUAAUGUGGCUAACACUUAAUGAAAUUUCUGUUGAUGAGCCAUCUACUGGGAAAAUCCAUUUCAAGACCCCAACUGGUCUUGCUAGAACUUUCCCUGUUUCAGCCUUUGAACUUGAUCUCCCUAAAAAGGAAGUCAAAGAAGAAGCCAAAGAAGUGAAUGCUGCUGCUGUUGAAGUGAAAGAGGUUUAAAGAAAAAAAAAAGUUUUAUUUUGAUUAAAAAGUUGUUGUUUUACUACUACUUAAGUUGAGGAUGAUGAUUAUCUUGAUGUACUCGUGAUGAUGAUCAAGUGGCUCAUCUUUUCUUUGAAUUUAGUCACAUUAUUAUUAAUAAACUUUAGUUUAAAUGAAAAGUUUAUUUUUCACGA
This is a messenger RNA of Solanum lycopersicum (tomato), 757 nucleotides long. RefSeq lists its product as uncharacterized. NCBI's taxonomy places the organism in Eukaryota, Viridiplantae, Streptophyta, Magnoliopsida, Solanales, Solanaceae. The record is from RefSeq and is a predicted model, not a curated record.